Molecule: messenger RNA, 300 nt
Organism: Rasamsonia emersonii CBS 393.64
Lineage: Eukaryota; Fungi; Ascomycota; Eurotiomycetes; Eurotiales; Trichocomaceae
Exons: 1
Source: RefSeq, a predicted model, not a curated record
GGAAUCUUCAACGAAUUGUCCGUCGUCAAUGGAUUAUUUAUUCAACGAGUGGUGAUUGUCGCUGAAGUCGCUUCACCGACACGAGAAUCACGGGGAGCAGCUGGAGUCGAGCCGCAACGGGCGGGUGGGGAACGACAGGGGAAGGAGACGGGUCUAACGAACGAAAGACAUGGAGGGCGCAAACGAGUGACUUCUCUGGCAGCGAGAUCGAGACAGAUAGAAAGGCAGAAGAGCGAGAGAUGGAAAAGAAGGCACACAGGGACGGGUGGAGGAGAGCGGUGGAUGGGGCGCCCUGGAUGA